CUGUAUCCCCUCCUCCAUCUGAACGCGCUACCCGAGACCUUAAAUGCUUCUCGCCACCUAUGGAAAGAGACGUUUAACUCUGCCCGAACAUCGUGUCUCGACGCAGUUGUGGUUUUCCUAAGUUUUCAGACUUCUGGAGGACACUUACCUCUUCUCUUGGAUCACCGCUUCAUGCGCUCUUGCAGGGCGUACAAGGUUGUGUGUGAUCUCUCCCCCUCUCCUCUGUGACCUCGAAACCCCCAGUCAGCAUUCUACCCCCUUUCCCCUCCUCUCCCCGAGGCCAUGGUGCUGGGGAACCUUCUGGGUUUUGGGAAGCAGCUGCUGAGGGUGAAGGUGGUGGACUGUAAUACAGAGGACUCCCGUCUGUCCCGAUGCCUCAACACUUUCGACCUGGUGGCCCUGGGCGUGGGCAGCACGCUGGGCGCUGGCGUCUACGUGUUAGCCGGUGCCGUUGCGCGAGAGAAUUCGGGUCCAGCUAUUGUGCUGUCUUUCCUGAUAGCAGCCUUAGCCUCAGUGUUGGCCGGUCUGUGCUAUGCUGAGUUUGGAGCCCGAGUUCCCAAGACUGGCUCGGCUUAUCUUUACUCCUAUGUGACCGUAGGAGAACUCUGGGCCUUCAUCACCGGAUGGAACCUCAUCCUCUCCUACAUCAUUGGUACCUCGAGCGUGGCCCGCGCAUGGAGUGCCACCUUCGACGAGUUGGUGGGGAAACGCAUCGAGCUGUUCUGCAGAGAGUACAUGGCCAUGAACGCACCCGGUAUACUGGCGGAGUACCCUGACAUGUUUGCUGUUCUCAUCAUAAUCACUCUGACAGGUCUGCUGGCAUUCGGGGUCAAAGAGUCGGCGAUGGUGAACAAGGUUUUCACCUGCGUCAACAUCCUAGUCUUGUCGUUCAUGGUGGUCUCUGGUCUGGUUAAAGGCACUUUGAAGAACUGGCAGCUAGACCCCGAAGAGAUCCUGCAUCCUAAUCACACCAGCAACUCCAGCGUCAAUGUGACAGACAUCCUGCCAACCACAGAGCGGUUAGGAGCGGGCGGCUUCAUGCCGUUUGGUUUCACCGGCGUGCUGUCGGGAGCUGCUACCUGCUUCUAUGCCUUUGUCGGAUUCGACUGCAUUGCCACCACAGGUGAGGAGGUGAAGAAUCCCCAGAGAGCCAUCCCUAUCGGCAUCGUGUCCUCGCUGCUCAUCUGCUUCGUGGCGUACUUUGGCGUUUCCGCCGCCCUCACCCUCAUGAUGCCGUACUAUCUGCUGGACAGCAACAGCCCACUGCCUGUGGCUUUUAACUACGUCGGCUGGGGGGGAGCCAAAUACGCUGUAGCUGUGGGCUCUCUUUGUGCUCUGUCUACGAGCCUGCUGGGUGCUAUGUUCCCUAUGCCGCGCGUGAUCUGGGCUAUGGCCGACGACGGGCUGCUUUUCAAGUUCAUGGCCGAGAUCAGCCCCCGCACCAAAACCCCGCUAACCGCAACCCUCACCUCUGGCGCAGGGGCAGCUAUCAUGGCAUUUCUGUUCGACCUCAAGGACCUGGUGGAUCUGAUGUCAAUAGGGACGCUGCUGGCCUACACAUUAGUGGCUGCCUGUGUCCUGGUGCUCAGGUACCAACCUGAGCACCCAAGCGUGGCGUAUCACAUGGCCAACACCCAGGAGGAGGUUGAGCUGAGUGACGGCAUCAGUGCUCCCAGUAUGGGCAUCCUUCCUGGUAUGGAGGAGAGGUUCAGCUUCAAGACCCUUUUGUUCCCAGACAACAGUGAGCCAUCCACACUGUCAGGCUUCGCUGUCAACAUAUGUGCCUCCGUCAUGGGAGCGUUGAUCUUGGCAUUCAGUAUCCUGGCAGUGCAGGGAGGCGCCGCCGUUUGGAGCGUCAUGGCCCUCUGCGUCAUCUUCAUGGUGUGUGUCCUUCUCACCUUUAUUAUCUGGAGGCAGCCAGAGAGCAAGACGAAGCUUUCCUUCAAGGUUCCGCUGCUUCCCUUCAUUCCGGUGAUCAGCAUGUUUGUCAACGUCUACCUGAUGAUGCAGCUGGACAGAGGCACUUGGAUACGAUUUUCUAUCUGGAUGGCUAUAGGUUUCGUGAUCUACUUUGGCUACGGUUUUCAUCACAGCAACGAGGCGGCUGUGGCCCGCUCGCCUCUGGGCACAGAGAUGAAUGGCUUCAAGCGCGUCCAGGAAUCGGAGGCCAUGUCACCGGAAAAGGAGGCCUUCCUGCACUACACCAACAAUGCCAGGGAAGAGGACGAUGGGGAUUUGUAAAAAACAAAAAAGAAAGAAAAAAAAGGCAUCAGAAAAAAAAUGCUGCGUACAUCUCAACCUGCCCUGACACCAGUCUAUCCGUGUAAGAGUGUUUUUGAGCCGACAACUCCCAGUCCUUCCCCGGCACUGCUCCCUUUUAGCGGGGGGAAAGAUUUAUAAAAAAAAAAAAAAA
Messenger RNA from Acanthopagrus latus (yellowfin seabream), 2413 nucleotides. It is a transcript of the gene slc7a1a, whose product is annotated as solute carrier family 7 member 1a. The record is from RefSeq and is a predicted model, not a curated record. Gene Ontology annotation, molecular function: amino acid transmembrane transporter activity. Bases 283 to 2241 code for a protein of 652 amino acids. The transcript has 13 exons. Gene Ontology annotation, cellular component: plasma membrane. NCBI's taxonomy places the organism in Eukaryota, Metazoa, Chordata, Actinopteri, Spariformes, Sparidae. Gene Ontology annotation, biological process: transmembrane transport; amino acid transport.